AUGGAGAAGUUCACUAUCAGAACGCCGUGUUCGUCGGCGAACAUCGGCCCCGGAUUCGAUGUGAUCGGUCUAGCUCUGUCGAUCUACCUCGAGCUUGAGGUCACCAUUGACCGGUCAAAGACAUCUUCACAAGAGCCAUUGAACUGCCGAAUCACGUACGAGGGACAAGGUGAGGACUCUGGGGAAGUUCCUCUGGACCCCUCGGCCAACCUCAUUACCCGCGUCGCGCUUUACGUGUUGAGAUGCCAUGAUCAAAGAGCAUUCCCCGCCGAGACCCACGUUCACAUCAAGAAUCCCAUCCCUCUCGGCCGUGGGCUUGGUUCUUCCGGAGCAGCUGUUGUAGCUGGCGUGAUGCUUGGCAAGGAGGUCGGGGGGCUUGACCUGAGCAUGGAACGCCUUUUCGACUUUUGCCUGAUGAUUGAACGUCACCCUGACAAUGUCGGCGCUGCUCUCUUCGGAGGUUUUGUCGGCACGUACCUCAAGCCUCUCGCACCGGAAGAUGUCGCGAGAGUUGAGAUCCCACUGGCUGAGGUACUACCGGCACCAGCAGGAGGUGAGGACACUGGGAAACGUCCCCCGGAGCCACCGCAUGGCAUCGGCCACCACAUCAAGUUCCCCUGGAGCAAGGAAAUAAAGGCCAUCGCCAUCAUUCCUCAGUUCCAAGUACCCACUGCAAAGGCGCGUGAGGUUUUGCCAACACAUUAUCCUCGCCAGGAUGUGACUUUCAAUUUGCAACGUAUCGCUCUUUUGCCUGUCGCAUUGGGCCAGUCACCACCAGACCCGGAGCUGAUCUACUUGGCGAUGCAGGACAAGUUGCACCAACAAUACCGCUCUACGCUGAUUCCCGGUCUACAAGAUAUCGUCGCAUCGAUGUCUCCUGACACCCAAGCGGGCCUGUUGGGAGUCUGCCUCUCUGGUGCCGGACCAACAAUCCUGGCACUAGCCUCGAGCAAUUUCGAGCAGAUCGCAGAUAGGAUCAUCAGCAGAUUCAAGCAGGAGAACAUCGAGUGCCAAUGGCAACUGCUCGAACCUGCUGAGGGCUGCAAGACCAUCAGGCAUUCUUGA
Truncatella angustata is the source of this 1065-nucleotide messenger RNA. Its product is annotated as ribosomal protein S5 domain 2-type protein. The coding region runs from base 1 to 1065 and encodes 354 amino acids. The transcript has 3 exons. Gene Ontology annotation, biological process: L-threonine metabolic process. The record is from RefSeq and is a predicted model, not a curated record. Lineage: Eukaryota; Fungi; Ascomycota; Sordariomycetes; Amphisphaeriales; Sporocadaceae. Gene Ontology annotation, molecular function: ATP binding; homoserine kinase activity.